AUGGGGCUCACAAGCCAACCUUGCAGCAGCGCUCUGAGGUUGCUCUUGCUGGUCCUCCUCUUCUCGACGGCAAACGCACAUUCGUGGAUCGAACAGCUGCUUGCCAUCGCAGCGAAUGGAACUUUCAUCGGAUCUCCAGGCUACGCUCGAGGCAACGUUCAUCGCACUACUCCCGGGUUCAGCGACACGACCAUGACUUACCUGAUUCCACCAAAUGAUCGAGCCAACCAGAGUCUAAUUCUUCCCACCGACAAGAUGUGCAAAAGCACGCAGCGAACACGAAACCAAACCGAGGGUAGCCCGCGGCUGCAGGCAUCUGCCGGCUCCCCCAUCGCUCUUCGUUACCAAGAGAACGGCCAUGUGACUCUACCUUGGAAUCAACCGGGAAAGCCGAAGAAUCGAGGGACAAUCUACGUUUACGGAACCACCGAGCCGAAGGAGGAGGAGAACUUCCUAGACGUCUUCAAUUCCUGGAAUCGCGACGGUACGGGAGGGGAUCGACGCGGCGUUCUCUUGUCGAAGCAAAACUUUGAUGACGGCCGUUGCUAUCAGAUCAACAAUGGCAAUAUCUCCGAACAUCGUCAAGCCGUGUACCCCCACGUGGCGGACCAAUUGAUGGGCGCAGAUUUGUGGUGUCAACAGGACAUCGCGCUACCAUCGAAUGCACCUACAGGCAAGCCGUAUACGCUCUACUGGGUCUGGAAUUGGCCCACGGCUCCUGGCGUGGACCCGUCACUCCCCAACGGCAAGCAGGAAAUCUAUACCACUUGCAUUGAUGUAGAUGUGGUCGAUAGCCCUACAACUCAUACGCACGUCCAGGAGGGAUAUGUGGAGGGCCAGUCCCUCGACAGCGCAGCCAUUCCGUCUGAGUUUGCCGAGGUAAUGGGAUCUAGCACUGAUAGUGGUGCGGAGGCUGGAGGUAGUUCUGCGCCAAGUUCGACGACGCCGGCUCCGACGCCAACACCAACCUCAGUGGCGCCUUUUAGAGUUCUCACAUUGACGACAGUCAUCACGACACACAUACCCUGGACUAGCAGUGCUGCCUUGGCUGGGAGCACUUGA
Aspergillus tubingensis is the source of this 1062-nucleotide messenger RNA. RefSeq lists its product as uncharacterized. NCBI's taxonomy places the organism in Eukaryota, Fungi, Ascomycota, Eurotiomycetes, Eurotiales, Aspergillaceae. The coding region runs from base 1 to 1062 and encodes 353 amino acids. The record is from RefSeq and is a predicted model, not a curated record. The transcript has a single exon.